Messenger RNA from Haplochromis burtoni (Burton's mouthbrooder), 7452 nucleotides. It is a transcript of the gene dnmt3bb.1, whose product is annotated as DNA (cytosine-5-)-methyltransferase 3 beta, duplicate b.1. Bases 3614 to 6178 code for a protein of 854 amino acids. The record is from RefSeq and is a predicted model, not a curated record. Gene Ontology annotation, molecular function: DNA binding; DNA (cytosine-5-)-methyltransferase activity, acting on CpG substrates. Gene Ontology annotation, biological process: negative regulation of transcription by RNA polymerase II. The transcript is spliced from 21 exons. Lineage: Eukaryota; Metazoa; Chordata; Actinopteri; Cichliformes; Cichlidae. Gene Ontology annotation, cellular component: nucleus.
CGCGGGGUGUUCGUCCCUCCAGGACUUACCGAGAGAGUUAGGAACGAGAAAGAAUGCGACGUCGCCGGGCAGAGUGCGCCUCGCUGCAGCUCUGAGCUCCACAUGUGCGCACAGCUGCGCGCACAUGUGGAGCUGAGGGAGCAGAGCGCGAUCUGAGGCUCUCCGAGGAGCUUCUCCGUGUCUGCGGCGGAACGUAACUCCGUUAAAACAGUUUUAGUUAGCGCGUAAUACACGUGUAAUAACCGUGUAAUAACAGCCUGGCUGUUCCGGUCAGUGAGUGCACAGCGGAGUGCGCGGGGACGGAAGGUCAGCGGGUUUUUCUUCUCUCGGUGGUUUGUGCGCUGUGAACGCGCGCACGGUGAGUUUACCUUCUGUGCGCCUGACAGUCCUGCUGUCAUGGCAAGUAUGAACACAUGUGCGGCACACAAGUGAAAGUACUGAUAUGAGCACGCGAGGAGACUUUAAAGAGAAACGGCUGAGGGGAGAAAUCUGCGGGGGGGGUCACCGGCGGGGGCGCACGGAGCCCUCGUGCUCCAAAAACACACCAGCACGGAGCAAACAUGGUGGACGUGUGUUAAAAAUGUCCCAAACCAGGGGCGGAUCUAGAAAAAGGUGGAAAUCAAUGCUGCUUCCUGUAAUGUGUCAUUCAUGUGGUUAAAAUACAGCAAGUACACACAUGUUUCAUAUAAACACACACUGUAAUGUUCGGAUUGGCUUCAGCCCACGUUACAGUUACACAAAACGUGAAUUUAGAUUUUGUGCACUGUACGGCAAACACAACAAAUAAGCAUGUGGCCCAACGUGAUCAGCUACAAACACAAGUCUAACUAAAGUCUCACACUGUUAAUAUUUUAUUAGGAGCAAUCAAACUGUUUCAUGCUUAAAUUUACACAAAACGUCAGAAAUCCGUCAAACCGAAUUUUUCACGACUACGUAUUGAGUCCACGCUCUGGGCUCCAGCUGUUUUCAUAAACUGUUUGCCUCACUUUAUCUGGGGUCAGUCUUUUCAGUUAAUUUAGUUCCUCUCGCACUGACACACUGUGCUGUCAGACAAAGGAAAAGUUACAUUGUUACUGUAACAAACAUAUUUAAUCCUUUUUAUAACUUGAAAUGCAAAUAAAACUUGUACAUUUUAAAAACUUUUGCAAACAACAAAGUUAUCAAUCAGGUGUUCUGCAUCAAAUAAGAUGCCACACAUAUUAUUUGCGCCUCUCCAAAAAAUAGUUUCUGUCCACUGUAAGAGCGAGGGGCACAUCACAGCCUGAUACCUGCAGGCCUGACAGCAGCAGGUGUAUCCCUCCACCUGUUUCACACCUGCACACAGCGUUUACACUGCAGCCUGCCUUUGGUGGCAGCUGUAGAAUUUUUGUGGUGGGUUGGGUACGACGUCUGUUCCUGAGAUUACCAAGAUUAGGAGGUUCCCAUGACAUCAUCCACAUCCUAAAGGUGAAAAAGUGUCUGAAACUGAAUGUUGAGAGUGGCCUGAGCUUCAGGCUCACAGGGAUUACCCAGCAUGCACUGAGCUCAUUACUAGAAACCGUGUUUAAUAUGAAGAUCCAUCAUGGAACAGGAGGAAUAUGACUGGAAAUGAGGAGAAGAAGAAGAGCAGGCCACCUUAGCUCGGCUCCAUAUAGAACUGCAGUGAUUUGUUAUAUUUUAAGCAGAUUUGAUAAAUGCGAUCUCUGUGGUUUGAAAUCAGUGUUCUCAUAGUUCAAAAUGAGUUUCACACUGAGACUGAGGUUCUGGGGAAUUCUGACCUGCAGCUUCUUUGUGACUCAGCGUGGUCAGAAAAAUGAUAAGACAGUGACUCACUCUGCAAAGGGUUUAUUCUGGAUAUCACAUCAUUUGUUUACAGAUCAUUCAUAAAUAUGCAGUUAAUAAUUCCUCAAAUAUUUCCCCCAAAAACAUCCAGCAAAUUUAAUCUGUUAAUAAAUGCCAGAAAACGAGAGCUGUUCAGUCUCUCUCACCUAAAACAAAUAAACCUUUUACUUCCUUGUGUGAGCUGGAGUCGUACAAGAACCCAGCCAAGCAACAUUUGCAUAAGCACAUCUGGCACAUCUGGCAGUGGGACAGAAAACCUGCAGACAGACUUGAUGUGUCAUCUGAGGCAUGGUGACUUUUAUUUUCAACAAAUGAAGUGUGAGCAUAAACCAUAGACUGUAUACAAAAGAUGGACGUGGUUGCCAAGGUGUCACCAUCAGUUUGUGAACAUUUUGUCACAUUUAAGGCCGUCUGCGUUUUGGAGGCACAGGACGUGGUUAGCUUGGUGAUCAGGCGGGAGUGUCACACAGAUGCAGGCCACCCAGAUUUUUCUGUGGAACUCCAAAGAAUUCCAUGUUUUUAUAGAGCAAAUAGAAAAUAUUCUCUAAUCGUUUUAAUUUACUUUUCCUUUUAAUAACAUUUUUUAUGAUAAAAAACGUGGAUUUCUCUGCGUGCGGAAGUCGGCAUCGGCAGACACAGAAGCCGCCACGAAAUAUCCCGAAGACCUUCAGGAGAGUCCCGUCGUAAGAUGAUGCUGAAAUGAUAUUUAAGUGUUUUAGGAAGCCCAUCGGAGCGGGCACGCUCCCAUUUGUGCAACUAUUUUUAAAUUCCAGUAGAAUUACAAAGACGUAACCUAGCGCAAUCAUUUUUGUUUUUUUUGCUUAUGAAACCAGAGGAGUCGUACUUGCAUAACAUGCGUUCAGCUUGUCCGCGGUCACAGUUUCCUUCCACAAAUGGCUUCUUGCAAAAAUCGGGUAAAAAGCGCUGGCAAGAACAAAAACAUUAUAAUCCAGAAACAUGCGAUCAGUUAUUCAUAGCACUUCCUAUGCUGGAAUAAACGUCAGCGCGAACUAUCGCACGUUACCUGCAAAAACCAAAAGUGACGUCAUUUUUCGUGGAAACGUAGUUUUUUCAUUACAGGGCCUUAAAAGCUGGUUUCCUGUUUGACUUUGUGCCGCUCUGUGUAGUUCCUGAGACACUCCGAACUCAAACUGCACUGUUGGAAAUCAUUUAUUUUAAUGCUGUUUUUUUGCAAAUUGUGCACAAUAAUAUUUAUUUUCAUUUUUCCUGCUCGUCAGCAAUAUUAAAAUAAAAUCCCAGAAUUUCACCAACAUGGAAAAACUUUGAUCAAAAUGCUCCAACAGUACAAACACAGUCCAGAGGUUCAGCUCAUUGACUCCAGUUAACUGAGGUGAAGGCUAGCGCACAGCUAGCAGCUACAGCUCCCCGUGUCACCCUGCACGUGUCGGUGAGAGAAGCCACGCCCCCAACCAUGCAAACUUGAAUCCAGGUGAAUUAUAAAAACAUGUGCGCAGGUGUUAUAGAGGCGGAAAGAAUCUAGCAGUUUGUGUAUCAGGUUGUAAACAUGUUUAUUUCUGCUGUUUUAACAUGUGAGUCUAUGGGGACUGACUCGCCGCAGCCUCUGCUGGACACCCGUGGAACUGCAGGUUUUGGUGCUUCAGCUGCAUGAAGCUCAGUGCUAGAAAGAUAAACAGUCCUGCAGCUCAAGCGUGAAACAUUCACCUCUGACAGCAGAGCAAAGGCACCGUCACUGUGAAGCUCGCCUCCUCAUUUCCUGUCACGUGUCUGCUGCUCCAGCGAUGGAUGUUCGCCCUGAGCCCGGUCUCUAAUAAUGAGGUUUGAGAAGGAGUCAGCACAGACACGGGACCAGUCCAGCGCCACCGCCAUGCCUUCCAACAAAUACUCUGCUGCUAUCAUGGAGAAGAGCAACAACAUGACGGCCACAGCAGCGGUGAACGGGGACACGCCUCCAGCUGAGGGCCUGUCCGAGAAUGACAGCGGAGUGGAACUGACCAAUGAGAACAGCCCCCUGACCGCGGCCGAGCCGCCUUCACCCUUCAGCCCCAAACAGAACGGAGACGCUGCCUCGCCUCAGGAUGGUAACCAGUGCUCGAGGGGAAGCAGGAAGAGGAGCAGGAAGAGACGCGAGGACGAGGAAAGCACCUGGGACUCGGUACGACUCUCGCGUAGGAGCUUUUCACCGCCCUGUGAUUUAGGCGAGGGCAGAGGGGACACUGGUCUGGUGUUUGUCUCUUUGCAGGGCAAGUCUUCAGGAGCGUCUCAGCUGGGCUUGAGACAGACGCCUCGACCCAGAACCAUCUUCCAGGCCGGCCUGACGCCGCACGCACACGGCAAGCCUCGCAGACAGAGCCGCAAACAGGAGCACGGCACGUCUCCGUGUCCCGGGAAUCCUCGGGCACCUGCGGUCGGGUCCGGCGGGGUCCCGGAGACUCCUCGACUGGAGCUCAUGGAACAAGACUCCAAAGACUCGGCCCAGAGCACCAGCGCCCAGAGCACCAGCACCUUGUCCAGCUCCGAAACCAAGCAGGAGUACAGCGACAACAAGGGCUUCGGGAUUGGCGAACUGGUCUGGGGGAAGAUCAAAGGCUUCUCGUGGUGGCCGGGGAUCGUGGUGACGUGGCGAGCCACCGGCAAGCGGCAGGCCAGCCACGGCAUGAGGUGGCUGCAGUGGUUUGGGGACGGGAAGUUCUCUGAGGUUUCUGCAGACAAGCUGGACUCCCUCACCGCCUUCCCCAAGUUCUUCAGCCAGGCUUCCUACACCAAGCUGGCCUCGUACCGCAGGGCGGUGUUCCAGGCGCUGGAGAUGGCGAGCAUCCGAGCAGAGAAAACGUUUCCUCCCUGCAAGUCGAAUAGCCCAGAGGACCAGGUCAAACCCAUGCUGGACUGGGCCAAUGGGGGCUUCCUGCCCAAAGGAGAGGAAGGACUGAAACCCACACACAGUGCCAACAGUAACCCUCUGGAGCACCACGUCCUCGACGUGUCCCUGUGCGAGUACUUCCCCAGCGCAAAGCGGCCCAAACUCAGCCUGUGUAAGAGCAAGGCCGCCCCCGAGGAGCUGUGCAACAGAGAACAAAUGGUGAAUGAAGUUCUGAAGAAUAAAAGAAGUAUCGAAGAGUUUUGUCUGUCUUGUGGGAAGACGAGUGCAACCUUCCACCCGCUGUUUGAAGGAGGCUUGUGCCCAACAUGCAAGGACGUGUACCUGGAGAUGUCCUACAUGUACGACGACGACGGUUACCAGUCUUACUGCACCGUUUGCUGCGGCGGUCGAGAGGUUCUGCUCUGCGGUAACGUGAACUGCUGCAGGUGUUUCUGCGUGGACUGUCUGGACAUCCUGGUGGACCCGGGUGCGUCCGACCAGGCGCGCUAUCUAGACCCGUGGCGAUGCUACAUGUGCCAGCCGCUGCUGCGGUACGGCGUCCUCAAACGACGGCACGACUGGAGCCUCAAGCUGCAGGAGUUCUUCGCCAACGAUAACGGACAGGAGUUUGAGAAACCAAAGAUUUACCCAGCAGUCCCUGCAGAGCAGAGACGACCAAUCAGAGUGCUGUCCCUGUUUGACGGCAUUGCCACAGGCUACCUGGUUCUGAGAGAUCUGGGUUUUAAGGUGGGUCAGUAUGUGGCAUCGGAGGUGUGCGAGGACUCCAUCUCAGUGGGCGUCGUCAGGCAUGAAGGAAAGAUCAAGUACGUCCACGAUGUGAGGAACAUCACCAAGAAAAAUAUUCAGGACUGGGGUCCGUUUGACCUGGUGAUCGGAGGAAGUCCCUGCAACGACCUCUCCAUCGUCAAUCCUGCCAGGAAGGGCCUGUACGAAGGCACGGGCAGGUUGUUCUUCGAGUUUUAUCGACUUCUGAGCGAAGCCAAGCCCAAGGACGGCGAGAACCGCCCAUUUUUCUGGAUGUUUGAGAACGUGGUCGCCAUGGCCAUUAACGACAAGAGGGACAUCUCGCGGUUCCUGGAGUGUAACCCUGUGAUGAUUGAUGCCAUCGAGGUCUCUGCUGCUCACCGCGCUCGAUACUUCUGGGGAAACCUGCCGGGGAUGAACAGGCCCCUGUGCGCCUCAGGGAUGGACAAGCUACAGCUGCAGGACUGUCUGGAUCACGGCCGAGUGGCAAAGUUUGGAAAGGUGCGCACCAUCACUACUCGCUCCAACUCCAUCAAACAGGGGAAAGACCAGCACUUCCCCGUGCUGAUGAACGGGAAGGAGGACAUCCUGUGGUGCACCGAGCUGGAGAGGAUUUUUGGUUUCCCCGUCCACUACACUGACGUGUCCAACAUGGGUCGCGGUGCCCGGCAGAAGCUCCUGGGCCGGUCUUGGAGCGUCCCCGUCAUCAGGCAUCUGUUCGCUCCGCUCAAAGACUACUUUGCCUGUGAAUAAGAAGAAAGCCGCCAUCACCAGCAAACACACACACACCAGCUUUUUUAUCAAGAACCGUCAGCAGCCAGCCGUUUCCUCCCCUCCGUCGGACAUUUUGGAAGGCAAAUGGCCGGUUUGACAAAACGUCAGCGCGGCGGGGAAACGGUUCGAGAUGCUGCCUGGAUUCUGCCUUAGAUCCACAUAACACACACUAACACAGAUUCACAGCUUAGAGAAAGACGUCGGCUGCCCUGGAAACAGAGGGGGCGGAGUCUAGUCAGGUGAGCAAAGGUGAGAUGGGUAAGGAGGCCAGUAGGGCGAUUCGCCUUUCAUCGGGGAGUUAAAAGGGAACGAUGACACCCACGCCUUUGCUUUGUUAACAUUAGGACUGUAGCGUGACUUUAAUAGGAUUUUAGCUUCAUUUAAACGCCCUUGGAAGGCAUCGUUUUUAAGAUAACACCUAGAAGUUUUAGAAGAUGGAGAACGGCGUAGUAGCGAGCUUUCAAUCUCAAACAAAAACACUUUAAAAGUGACUUGAACCAAAGGCGGAGCUGACGUCCUGUUCCUGUUUUACCCGCCGAGGUCAGUCCGCCGUAAUGAUGCUGUGGCUUCUGGUCCAAACGUUGCGAGUGCACUCGACAGUAAAACUGCUGCAGGAUGUUUUUAAAGGACCAAACUAAGAAACCCUCAUUGGGGAAGUUGAUCGGUAUAAGCUACUGACCUGAAGCUAACCUGGAAACAUGAGACGGGAUUUAGCUUUAUAUUUAGAUCACUUUAUAUUGAUAGACUUUGUUGACUUUAGGAAAUAAAAGUACUUUUGUUUAUUCCUUUUUCUAUUAGCACACUAGUUUCAAGUGGCUGUAUUUUACUUUUUCGUUGUUCCUCUGACUUUCAGUCUGUUCAAGGGUUUUUGCAUGUUAAAGGUUUGCAAAGUCGAACCCAAAGAAAACACUGCUGCUGAACUGCCUCACACGCCAGUCCAGACUUUUCUCUGUCACCACGUAACUCGCUGGUGUGACUGCCGUUAAACCGGCGCGUAGUCAGGAACGCUCAAAUAAAUGACAAAAGAAGUUAGUUUAGUGUUAGUUUGGUGGUAAAUGGUGUUUGAAUGUUUUAAUACAGCCAAAAACUUCAUAGAGCUAAUUAAACAUUCGUGUACAUUUCAAAAAAGGGAACAAAUAGGAAGCUAUUUACACCAAAGUAAAGCUUUCUAAAUUCAGAGCUAAUACUCUGGAGGCAUAACAGCGAUGUCACCUGACUGAAUCAGUGAUAUUGGAAUGUAAAAAUAUUUUGAA